This is a messenger RNA of Penicillium arizonense, 2016 nucleotides long. Its product is annotated as putative GARP complex subunit (Sac2). The record is from RefSeq and is a predicted model, not a curated record. Gene Ontology annotation, molecular function: syntaxin binding. The coding region runs from base 1 to 2016 and encodes 671 amino acids. Gene Ontology annotation, biological process: Golgi to vacuole transport; endocytic recycling; retrograde transport, endosome to Golgi. Gene Ontology annotation, cellular component: GARP complex. The transcript is spliced from 5 exons. NCBI's taxonomy places the organism in Eukaryota, Fungi, Ascomycota, Eurotiomycetes, Eurotiales, Aspergillaceae.
AUGUGGCGUGACCGCAUUUCAGGCCAGUCUACGCCAACCAAUAGCCGAAACCUCUCUCCCCUACCCCGACGAUCCUCAUCCCAGCUCCUCCCAGGUCCCUAUGGCCGGCCGGGGGUAACUUCCAAAACAUCCUCUACAUCGCUCCUCGUGACCCCGAGUGACUCAACCGCAUCCCUCCCAGGAACUGCAAGGACAGCCAAUGGCUCUCCAUUGAAGCAGACAAGCAUCCAACGACCGCGACCUGCCAAUGUUCCCGAUCCGCUGGAAGUCUUAAAUAGCAUCAUUGGGAAGGAAAACCAGACAGAGACAAAUGGGUCGCAGUUAUUGGAGCUAGAGAAGCCUGCACAGCUAGUGGAAAUUAUUCAAUUCGAUGGGCUCAGCCUUGAGGACUUUCUGACAAAGGAAGAACCCCCGAGGAAGGAGACCCGGGAUAGCGAUGUCAAUGCACAAACACUUCGGCAGUUUGAACAAGAGCGAGACAAGUUCCAGGAAUUACAUACUUCCAUCACGGGCUGUGAUGAGGUGUCCAAGUCAGUCGAGCUGUAUCUGAAUGACUUCCAGACCGAACUGGGCGCUGUAUCGGCAGAGAUCGAGACUCUGCAAUCCCGCUCUACACAGCUCAAUGCAAUGCUGGAGAACAGGCGAAAUGUGGAACGGCUUCUAGGGCCCGCCGUGGAAGAGAUCAGCAUCUCCCCUAAAGCUGUGCGGGCAAUCGCCGAGGGCCCCAUCGACGAGAAUUGGGUACGUGCUCUGAACGAGAUUGAUACUCGAACGACGAACAUUGAAGCCAAGGCAUCGUCUGCCAAUGGCUUUAAGGCAAUUGAGGAUGUGCGACCACUCUUGACUGAUGUGAAAAACAAGGCGAUCGAAAGAAUCAGAGAUUACUUGGUAUCGCAAAUUCGGGCGAUGCGAUCCCCUAACAUCAACUCACAGAUUAUCCAACAACAACGAUUGGUCAAGUUCAAAGACCUCUACAGUUAUCUCUCAAAGACUCAUCCGAAGCUGGCUGGAGAGAUCUCACAGGCAUAUAUCAAUACAAUGCGCUGGUACUACACAUCUCAUUUCACACGCUACCUUCAAGCACUCGACAAGGUCAAGGUGUACCCUCCUGACCGCAAUGAGGUGCUCGGAGGAGAUCCCUCUUCGCAUCGAACUGGAAACAUUCUACCCGGUGGCCGAGCUGGCUCUGCCUCUCAUGAUCCUUUCUCUCUAGGCAGACGAGUUGAUAUCCUCCGAACUGGCAAUUUACAAGCUCUGUCCUCAUAUCUAGCCGAAGAAGACAACACCUACCAUGGGAUUGAAGUGCCUUUCCGAAACUUCAACCUGGCCUUGGUAGACAACGUGUGUGCCGAGUAUUCUUUCCUGACGGAGUUCUUCUCCGCCAAAACCUUCCAUCAAAUCUCUCGCAAUGCGGUGGAGAUCUUCCAGCAGGUCUUUAUUCUUGGCCAGAACCUCACCAAGAGGCUGAUCGAGCAGACCACUGAUUCUCUGGGUGUCUUAAUGUGUGUUCGCCUGAACCAGCAUUCCGCCUUCGAGCUCCAGCGCCGCAAGGUGCCAGUCGCCGACUCAUAUGUGAAUGGAAUCAAUAUGCAGCUCUGGCCACGUUUCCAGGUGAUCAUGGACCACCAUGGUGAAUCGCUGAAACGCGUUGGGUCCAACACAGGACGCAGUGCUGUUUCUGCCCUUUCAAUCGCAGGCGGAGACGACCUCAAGCAGUCCUCGGCACCGCACUUCCUCACCCAGCGGUUUGGCCAGCUUCUCCAUGGAAUCCUUGUUCUUAGCAGCGAUGCCGGUGACGAUGAGCCGGUUUCCAACAGUCUUGCUCGUUUGACUGCCGAGUUUGACUCACUCUUGGCGAAACUCAGUCGCAACGGCACGGACGCCAAGCGACGAGAGCGCUUCCUCUUCAACAAUUAUUCAUUGAUUUUAACCAUCAUAAGUGAUACCCAAGGCAAAUUAGCAACUGAACAGAAGCAGCAUUUGGAAGAGAUGCUUAAGAACAGCAGCAAGCGGUAG